GCGAAAAAUCAAAAAACAAUCAGUUGUUGUAACGCGCUCGGUUGCAAUGGUUGUUAUCAUUCAUUAUUGAGAAACUAACAGUGUUUUUAUUAUUAUUACUUAAAGAUCUUUUAUGUGUGAAGAUCUGAAACAGUCAUAACUGGAGACAGCUUGAAAAAAAUGCCGGAGAGUCUCUUAUGACGAAAAAGAACUGAAGUUUCCCGAAAUUCGCCACAAUGACAACAUCAAACAGUUCAGUAACGAGUGUCUACGACCGCCUCUUCGUAGAAUUAGCCGAUCCCAGAACAAAUGAUUGGUUCUUAAUAAAGAGCCCCAUACCAGGACUGACCAUAAUAGGACUAUACCUUUACUUCACACUAAAAUGGGGUCCCAGGUACAUGGCCGACAAGAAACCCUUCCAACUGCAGAAGACCCUGGUGGUUUAUAACUUUUUACAAGUUCUUGUCAGCAUCUUCUUGUUUUAUGAGGGUCUCGACGCAGGAUGGUUGAGAACUUACAGUUGGAAAUGUCAACCAGUUGAUUUCUCAUCAACACCGGAAGCUAUGCGGGUAGCAAGAGGCGUCUACAUUUAUUUCCUUGCGAAAAUGACUGAACUACUAGACACGGUAUUCUUCGUAAUACGAAAAAAGGAGAGACAAAUCACAUUCCUCCAUUUGUACCAUCACACAGUGAUGCCCAUGAUAUCAUGGGGAGCUACGAAAUAUUACCCCGGGGGCCAUGGGACAUUGAUCGGAGUUAUUAACUCCUUCGUACAUAUUAUUAUGUACUCAUACUACAUGAUGGCCGCACUGGGUCCGAAAUACCAGAGAUAUCUGUUCUGGAAGAAAUAUAUUACGACGAUGCAAAUGCUUCAAUUCUGCAUCACGUUCAUUCACUCCUCACAACUUCUGUUCUACGAGUGCGGAUACCCACGCUGGUCGGUUGUCUUCACGCUUCCAAACUCCAUCUUUUUCUACUAUCUCUUCUACGACUUCUACUACAAAGCAUACGGAAAACCAGUGAAGAAGGCCAUUGUCGCAAAUGGUUCAGUGAACGAGAGCAAAACAAACGGACUAUCGAUAACCAAUGGUGCUAUACCAAAUGGUUCACACAACGGAAUAGAUAAAAAAAUCGAAUAAAAAUUAUUGCGCUUUUAUAUUACAAAGUUUGUUAUAUAUUGUGGAAAUUACAGUUUGCUUUAAGCGAUAUCAAAUACUCUGUGAACAGAAAAGCGUCGCAGACAAUAGGCGAAUAUAGUUUGACACUGCGCUUGGGGUCAUUCACCCUUAAAAGGUCAUGAAUCAGAGUUUGACCUAUCAGAUGUUUUUUGCGUUGCGUUCGUUCUAAGGAUGUGAAAUUUAAACAAUUGAAUUUAACUGAUGUUAUUAAUUCGUACGAUAAGUUCACAGGUUUAUAAAAUUGUCCAAUUUUAUUUACGUUAUAUUAAAAGUCUGGCUAAAUCUUGGUACAUUUUUGGUUAAAGUGCAAUUACUAAGAUACCAAUUAUAUAUUGUAAAUAGUACUUAAAACGUGUAUAGUUAAUAAUUAAAUUUGUACAUGAAAGGAAAAAUUAAGGUGAAUAAGGGAGGUAGGAUUUAGACAUUAAAUACAAAAUAAGCUGAGUCAUGUAAUACUUAGGAUAUUUUAUAAUUUGAUUGAGUUACCAACAUCAAAAAUUAUCCAUUAAGUAUAUUACCAUAAAGAAAUAAUGUAAGAAAAUUAUUUAUUGUGUGUAAGUUAUUUUCUAUACAUUAUUUCACAAUUAUCUUUGAGAAUGUAAACAACUUUUUGCAGUGGUGAACCUUUUAUUGAAUUUCUUAAUUGAAUAUCAAAUAUCUAUAAUAUUCAUCAAACCAUUCAAUAUUUCUAAUAAGUUACCCUUAGGUUUUAUUGUACAUAAAUUAGAAUAUUUUUAUCAACUACAGCUCAAAAUCUUUUUUCUUUUUUGUUAGUAAAUGUUAUGGUGCUUUAAAGUAAUUCUACUUAUAAUGCCUACUUAAAGGCAGUUUAUACCUUAACGAGUUCCAUUAAAUAGUUUUAAGAAAAACGGCGAAUUUAAGGUAUUUACGAAGAAAAUUCUUUUCUAUAGAAAUCUAAAGUCUUCCAAGUGAUCAAUUUAAAAACGAUCGCUGUAUUCGAUUUUUUUAGACUUAAUAACAACGCUUCAUGAUUAUUUAAAUAAUAAUUCACGUCUAUACUGCCGAUAAUAUAUUGUCGACUUAUAUGUACGUGGUAUAUUUGCGCAUGUAAUAACAGUAUUGAUAAAAUUUUCAUGUAGUGUCUGUAAAAUAAGAGUUAUACCAUA
Molecule: messenger RNA, 2284 nt
Organism: Pieris napi
Lineage: Eukaryota; Metazoa; Arthropoda; Insecta; Lepidoptera; Pieridae
Gene: sit
Product: elongation of very long chain fatty acids protein 7-like
Exons: 6
Coding region: 216-1118 (300 amino acids)
Biological process (GO): fatty acid elongation, polyunsaturated fatty acid; sphingolipid biosynthetic process; fatty acid elongation, saturated fatty acid
Cellular component (GO): endoplasmic reticulum membrane
Molecular function (GO): fatty acid elongase activity
Source: RefSeq, a predicted model, not a curated record